Messenger RNA from Adineta steineri, 1302 nucleotides. NCBI's taxonomy places the organism in Eukaryota, Metazoa, Rotifera, Eurotatoria, Adinetida, Adinetidae. The record is from the annotation of a GenBank genome assembly.
AUGUCGCAUGAGUGUGCAGCACCGAAAUGUAAUCGUGUAUUUCGUGGUCUAUGUGAUUGUUGUCAACAAAAUCUUUGUCUUCAACAUUUAAAUGAACAUAAUAGUGCACUUAUCUCACAGUUAAAUCCUUUAACUGAUGAAAUAAAUGCACUCGGUGACCGUCUCAAAACAAUAGAUAUCGACGAGAUCAUUGGCGAUUGUCGUCGAAAACUUGAGCAAUGGCGAGAUUAUUGUCAUGAAGAGAUUGAAGAGAUUUUCGAACGAAAAUGUCAUGAAUUUGAUCAACUUGUGAAUGAGAAAGUAAGUCAACAACGUGAAAGACUCAAUCGAUUACAAGUAAAAAUGAUGGAAUUUAUUCGUGCACAAGAAAUUACUUGUCAAGAUAUCGAUUCAUUGACAACACAUAUUCGAGCACUUGAAAAAAGUUUAAAGAAUAUUGAAGAUACAUGUUUUAUGAUUCAUACUCGUCCAUUAUUACUCAAUGAUCAUAUAAUAUUUAUUAAGAAAGCACAUAAACAUGAACUUGAUCUAACAAGUCUUUCACUUGUCUGUAAAACAAUUGAUCGUCCUGAUGGUAGUUUUGCAUCAUUGGCGAGUAAUGAUCGAUAUUUAUUGAUACAUCAACAUCCAAAUCUUACUAUACUUGAUCGAGAGAUGAAAAUAGUUAAACAAAUUCUAUGGACAAAUGAUGCAAUCUAUGAUAUGUGUUGGUCAUCAACAUUAAAGAAAUUUAUUGUUAUUGGAGGUAAAAUUAUAUUUUUAAUUGAUGAAAAUACAAUGGCAAUUGAUAAUAUGAAAAUACCAAAAGAUCGAUAUUGGCAAUCAUGUACAUGUUCUGAAACAUCAUUAUUUUUAUCAACAAAUGAAUAUACAUCAUCUAUUGUUGAAUUUAGACUUUUACCAUCGAUAAAACUUAUUAAAGAAUGGAAAUAUCCUCUUACAUGUGCUCAAGAUGAAGUUAUUAGUGGUACUGUUUACAAUGAUGAAAAACUUGCUUUGAUGAUUAUGAGUGAAACUGAGAAAUCAUUACGUAUUGAAUUAAGACAUGUAAAAACACUCGAUCGAAUUUGGUCUCUUCGACUUGAUAUUGUAUGCACUCAAAGUAUAGCAUUUCGUUGUUGUUCAUUGACUUGUGAUCAAUGGCUUGUAUCUGAUUAUGAAACAAGACGUCUAUUACAUAUUACAGAAAAUGGAAAAGUAAAGAAAGCAAUUACUUACAAUGCAAUUCCUUAUCGUGCUAAUCUAUUUGGACAUAUGUUAGCUAUAUCAAGAAACGAUGGAGUUAACUUACAUAAACUCUAA